Molecule: messenger RNA, 2748 nt
Organism: Folsomia candida
Lineage: Eukaryota; Metazoa; Arthropoda; Collembola; Entomobryomorpha; Isotomidae
Exons: 5
Coding region: 889-2577 (562 amino acids)
Source: RefSeq, a predicted model, not a curated record
GGGCGCAAAUGUGGCCAUGACAUCAAUCCACUUUAGGUUUAUCAUACAUUCGCCUAGGGUCACCACAUAUGCAAAAGGCAUCGCGAUCAGAGGGGGGUUUGUAGAGGGUCUCUCCUCCUCAGCAUUGCUUAUCUGUAGUUGCUAUUUUGAUUUGGGAAUUUUGUGUAAAUCAAGUCCAACUAAAUGCUAUUAGAAUCUCACAUUGCCGGAGUCGAGUCGAGCAACGAAAUGAGAUUUUUAUAUUUUGCUUAACGUAAAUGUCAAUUGCGCUGACAAAUGUUCAUUGAGAAAUUCAAUUUGUCAUAAAUGUCCAAUUUGUCCAAGAUUUAAAUGUCGGACAAAUUGGAGAUUUAUGACAUUUUGAAUUUGUCAUAUCUGUCAUAUUUGUCAUAUUUGUCACAAAUUUUAAAUGUCUGACAAAUUGGACAUUUAUGACAUGUCAAUAUGUCAAUUUGUCAAUGACAUGUCAUGACGGCACAUCCCUAAAAAUGAUACAAAUGCACACGGGAAAAGUUUCAUGAACAAAGACACUAAGAAAAGCACUAGGGACCAUGCAUACCUCACGUUGAAGAUUAUGAAAUUUUGUUGACUCCUUCAAUAAUAUAUUAACAUUGCAAUGAUAGAACGGCUGAAGAAAUGCACACAAAACUCAAAAUCGGCAACAUGCUUUACGCAGGCUCCCAUAUGAGUUUUAUACGUCCAGUCAUCCCCAGGAUAGGGAAUGCUUGAAUUCAAUUUGACUCAACAUGUGUGCUGUGCAAACAAAUAAAAAUUUCGUCAUCGUUAAUAUUUGCAGUAGCAUAAAAUAUUGCGAAAUAUUCUCCAAGUUCAAGGAAGGCAAAAGUGCAGAACACUUGUUAUCGGUAUUUGUAAAUAUUUCUGUAAACAAUGGAAUCCCAAGGGGAAAGAAGUGUGCAAGAUGUUGCACUCAAUAAUCCAAUUAUUUUGACGCAAGUAUUAAAACAGUCCUCAAUCCGUUUGCGAAAUGCCCGACUCGUCUGCAAAUUUUGGAACGAUAUUGUUCUCUCACUUCCAGAUACAAGACUUGCUGUUCGAUUGAGGGACGUAGACCAGGAAGACGAGGAAGACGACAACGACGACGACGACGAUGACGGUGACGAGGAGGAGGACGAUGAAGAUGACGACGACCAAGAGAAAGGCGACCCCGCCGACCCAUUUCCGUUUUACGUACUUUGCUCCUCUCUAGAUAAACGACUCGCGAAACGGGUUACCUCCAUGUGUGGCCCCACCUACGCUAACGAGAUCGAUAGUACCCGUUGCAUCUACUCUUUCGGCGGGAAGCUGAUGUACUUCUGUGAAAAGUUUAGUGAUACCGUGCAAAUUUUAAAGAUCACUAUCCAUGACGAAAAAUGUUUAAAAUACAUUUCUCAAGCGUUAAAAAACUCCUGUCCGAAUUUGAAAGAGUUGCGAAUUAGCUGUACAGAUGCUCGAAAGACGCAAAUUGAGCCAGGGGUGCUCGCCGCAAUGCCAAGAUUGACCGUGUUUUCGCAAAGUUACGCGUUUCUAGGCUAUAUACAAUUUCCCUACGAAGCUUCCUGGUUUCUCACCAGUUUUGCACAGGCUGUUGUUACCGCCGCGCCAAACUUGAGGGAGGUCACCCUUCCUUGGGGAUAUCAUCCAGACCUGUCAAAUUCGAAGUGUCUCGACUCCUUAACGAUUGGACUGAAUGAAACCGACGUACGGGAAGCGGUUCACUUUAACGUUUCAGAACUCUGGCACAUGCUGAGUCAAGUCGGGAGCCAAUUAGUCACCCUGUUUUUUGGCGAGACCAAUCUACGUCAUCGUGUUUUCCGCUCAAAAACAUGGAACAAGAUAGAAUUCAGGUUACCGAGAUCGAUGCCAAAAUUGAAAACGUAUGGAAACCUGAUGCUCGAUGUUUUUGAGUGUACCGAUAUUUUGAAAGAUUUCGAAAAAAUGCCUGCCCUCAAAACGCUCACAUUGGGAAGGACCACUGCGACAAGGUCGACGAGUCUGCAUGAAACUUUGCAAACUAUUUCCAGCUCUGACAAGAGUUUUGAAGGCGUGAAGUACUUAAGGAUUAUUGAGAUGCAUGAUCCCGCACUUUUGGACGGAUUGAAGACAGCCUUUCCCAACUUGGAGAGGUUGUCAGUGAGAACGCGUCACGCGGAAGAUGUCGAUGUCGCUGGUGGCGUGAGUGGGAUGCAGUUGGGCGCUGUGCUCCAGGCGUGCGAGGGAGGUUGGGAGGGCUUGAAGCAUUUGGAAGUGGGUUUGCCAAGGAAUCCAGAGCGAAUUGGGGACGUCAUUAAGGCUCUGUUGGAUUGCAGUAAUUUGUAUCAAGGGCUGAAAACAUUGAAUAUAAUUCCCGAAGGGGAUGAGUUGGAAGAUGAUUUAACAGAGGACGAAAUGGAUCUAUUUAAGAAACUGCUCCUAGCAAUGGAUGUGAUGGACGACGUCUGCAUUUGGAAUAUAAACUUUGGUGCAAAAUCUAUGACAAAUAUAUUGGCAUUUAUGACGUCAAAAAAAUUGUCCAUGUCCAAGUUCAGGAUGUUCUGGGGACAAGCGGAGCCUGCCCCGAUUGAUGACAAUUUUGUAUAAGACUCUCACGAUUUACACCAUAUUGUCACUACUUUUGUACUAUUUUUAUCGUUUACUUUCAUCUCGUACUAUAUUUUGGUCUCACUGCCACAGUUAUAUAUAUAUAAGGUUACCUUUUGAAGUGCAAAUAAACCAUGAAGUCUAUUAGAAUAAAGUCAAGAAGCCCUUUUA